AGUCAUUGCCCUACGACAGCAAUAGAGACACCUGAACACCAACAUUCAUGGCAGCAGUGUUCACAAUCGCCAAGCUCUGGAAACAACUCAGGUGCCUACAACUAGCGAGUGGAUCGAGAAAAUGUGCUCUGUGCACCGGGGAUGCCUCACAUGGUUUCACUUUUGCAAACAUUUGUUUAUAUCCUUCGAGAGGAAAGCAUCUCAGCCUGCCACAGGAAACAACUUCUUUGGACAGCCUGACGAUGACUAAUUACACAGAGGCUCCUGAGGAUGAGUAUGAUGUCCUCAUAGUGGGUGAUCUGGACUUCAGUGAGCCGGAGCAAUGUGACAAACAUGCCACCAACGUCCUCUCGGCCCAGCAGGUUCUGCAGCUCUGUUCCACAGUGUUUGUGAUCGGUCUUCUGAACAUCUUGGUUGUAUUUAUCCUGAUAAAAUAUAAAGGACUCAAACAUGUGGGAAAUAUCUACUUUCUAAACUUGGCACUUUCUAAUUUGUGUUUCUUGUUACCCCUGCCAUUGUGGGCUCACAUGGCCUCACAUGGGACAAGCCUGAUCCAUCCCACAUGCAAAAUCCUGGCUGGACUCCACUCCAUAGCUUUGUACAGCGAGGCACUGUUCAAUGUCCUGUUAACUGUGCAAAGGUACCAGGUUUUUUCCCACCUACGAUGGUUAUCCUUGGCCCUCCAGACGGUGCCUGGAGGUGUCAUCACAAGCGUCCUGGCAUGGGUCAUUGCCACUGUGGUCACUUUGCCUGAAUUGGUGUUUUAUCAACUUCAGACAGAAGGCCACGAAGACAAGUGCUCUUUCCACACACCUCACUUCCUGCCAGCUGAAGAGACAUCCUUGAAGAGUUUUCUAACUUUAAAGACCAACAUUUUGGUGCUCGUUUUCCCAUUGUUCACUUUUCUAUUUUGCUAUGUCCAAAUCAGAAAACCACGACGUCUCGGGGAGCAGCAGUUCGAGCUCUUCAAGAUUGUUUUUGCAAUAAUGGUCAUCUUCCUUUUGAUGUGGGCCCCCUACAGUAUUGUCCUUUGCCUCUCCACUUUCCAAGAACGCUUGUCCCUUCAAGACUGUGAGAGCAGCUACAAACUGGACAGAAGUGUGCAGAUCACAAAGAUCAUUGGUGUCACCCAUUGCUGUGUCAACCCUCUCCUCUAUUUGCUUCUUGACAAAGAAUUUAGGAAAUACCUCUACAGUCUGUUCCCUGGGUGUAACAAUGAACCCAGUGUAGAUUCUGACCAAGAUCCAUCAAGGGAAGACCAUGACCAUUCCACCAAACUGUAACCUAGCUUGAUUCAAAGACAGAAGAAAUAAAUAUUGG
Molecule: messenger RNA, 1320 nt
Organism: Castor canadensis (American beaver)
Lineage: Eukaryota; Metazoa; Chordata; Mammalia; Rodentia; Castoridae
Source: RefSeq, a predicted model, not a curated record